AUGUGGGGCCGCAGCUGUGGCGUUCGAGCCUUCCGUGUCGCGGUCCGGAGGGCAAGCUGGGCCAGCUGCAGCCGCUCCGCCAGCCUGGCUGGGGUGCUGUCGAGGCAACGCCUCCCCGCGUUCGCGUGCCAGCGAGGCCGCGCCUUUGCCGCCGAGACCAAGAAGCGGCGGCCCCUUCGACCGAAGGAGGAGCUCCUGAGAGACGCGACGCACCACGAUGUGCCGGUGCGCCGCAAGGCAGUGAAGGACCUUGGCAGAUACCCCGGUGACCCUGAGGCCAUCGCGGCCUUGGCCAAGGCCCUGGGAGACGAAGAUGUUGCUGUGCAGCUCGCUGCGCAGGGCGCCAUGUCCAAAGUUGCCGACAUCGGCGACCCGCGCACUGUCCAGGCGACGUUGGAGCGCGUGUCCAGUACCUGUGAGUGGACGAGGAUUGCAGCAUUGAGCACUCUGGCAGACAUCACAGGCAAGUUCGGACACGCCACACGAGGGACGGCACUGGACCUGCAGGUGGAGGAGGCUGUGAAGUCCCGGCUAACAGACGAGGCCAAAGCGGCCCCGGGGAGGGGAGAGGCUCUGCUCGCUCACGCCCGGACUUCCAUCGCUUCGGGUGUGCUUGUUGCGUCCCUCGCGUCCCUCGUCGCGCGGACGGGUCCGAGAUGGCUGAGGAGGCGUGGAUCCCGGAUCGGCCUCCGCGCGGGUGCGGUCACAGACACACUGAACGUCACAGAGGUCUACAGGCUCCUGAAGCAGGCUCCGACGACGCGGCAUGCGCUUCAGCUGGCAUCGCGCCUGCGUAAAGCUGCCAGGGACGGGAAGCGCACCAAGGAAGGGCGCAUGCUCGACCCCGGCAUCGUUGAUGAAGCCUUGGAUGUGCUUUUGGAGAACAACGCGAGGCUCCGAAUCCCGGUGAAGAAGGUGCAGAGCAUCUACGACGAGGACGAGGACGAGGAGGAGCUGUCGAACCCCUUCGCGCGGCGCAAGCAGGAUGCGCCUUGGGCGGAGGAGGCCUUCCCCGAAGCGGCGGAGGCCGCAGAAGCAGGCGAUCCGACCUUGCUGGCUCAGGCGGCGGCCGCCGAGGAGGCCGAGGACCGGGCCGAGGAAUUCGGUCGCGAGGUCGGUCCAAGAAGCUUCGCGGAGCUUCCGGCGGAGGAGACGGCGGAGGAGCUUCCGCCCAAGGAGCCGAAGGAGCCGAAGGCACCGCCCCGUUGGAAGUCGGGGUCUUCCCCUGAGACAGAGAACGAAGAAGACGAUGGCGAUGUGCCCUACGAGCUUUGGGAACAGGUGAUUUCCAAGAAGUUCAACGUCGUUGACAGGGUUUGGAAAGCCCCAACUUCGACGGACCUCCCCAGGGUGCCCAAGCUGAGCGAAGAUGCGAUGGUUCCUGAGAAUGCCUGGCUGAGAAUGCCCCACAUUGCCGUGAACGGCAUGACGAACUGCGGGAAGUCCUCCUUGAUCAACCACGUUGUGAGAUGGAACUAUGCCGCCAAAGCAUCCUCGAGGGCAGGGCGCACAACGAGCAUCGAUUUCUAUGUCGUGAACAACCGCUUCGUCCUGGUCGAUUUGCCGGGGUAUCCUGAUCCCGAGGAGAUGGCCCACCAGGGCGUACUAAAGCGAUGGGAGGCGGUCUGGGAGGACCUCGUGCUGCGAUAUCUUCAGAUGUGCGAGGAGGGUGUCUACGAUUUGCGCCUUAUGAUGCACCUGCAGCAGAGCCACAAGAAGCCGUCCCGGGCUUGUAGGCGCUUCGUGCAAGAGCUACAGGAACGGAAGCUUCCCAUGCUCUUAAUCAUGACGAAGGACGAUCAUCUCGUGAAGCCCCAGGAGCAGCGGAACCCUUAUGCUACCCAGAUGAAAAAGACCUUGCGGCUGGAGGGACCCCACAUCCACUACACCUCCAAGAAGAGCUUAUCAAUGGCCCGGAAUUGCAAAAACCACGUGCAGAAGUGGAUUCGGAGGGCAGUGACGGCAGAGAGCGCAGAGGACGUCAAGGCGCUCCUGAAGGAGAGGUGGGAGAACCGGACAAUCUCUGCCCCUAAGAAGACCGCAGAAGAGAAGCAAGCAAAGAUAGACUUCUGGAAAGCCCGGUACAAGAAGAUGAGGAAGGGGAAGAAGGCGAAGCGCCGAGCAGAGAGGGCUACCCUCGCGGCCCUGGCGCGCGCCGCCAAGGGGGCCCCGGGCUCUGCUGAUCUCGACGAGGCCCAAGACUUCGAAGACUCGGACUUCGACGAGGAGCCCGCCGACAUGGACUUCGCCUAG
Molecule: messenger RNA, 2253 nt
Organism: Symbiodinium necroappetens
Lineage: Eukaryota; Dinophyceae; Suessiales; Symbiodiniaceae
Source: the annotation of a GenBank genome assembly